This is a messenger RNA of Trichosporon asahii var. asahii CBS 2479, 822 nucleotides long. RefSeq lists its product as uncharacterized. Lineage: Eukaryota; Fungi; Basidiomycota; Tremellomycetes; Trichosporonales; Trichosporonaceae. The coding region runs from base 1 to 822 and encodes 273 amino acids. The transcript has a single exon. The record is from RefSeq and is a predicted model, not a curated record.
AUGAUUACGCCAGCGGAGACGGUUCCGACACCGACCCCGGGCUUGCGCAGGCGACCGAGAUGGGGGAGGAACGAGACCCUCACUCUGCUCGUGGUCGUCACUCCAUCCUAUGCCGCGCCGACAGCGUGUGGCCCGGGCUGCGACGAGGUAGUGCGGCCCACGUCGGACGGCCUGUCUGCUGGAGCGACGGCGGGCAUCGUCGUGGGGGUCGUUGCGGCCGCCAUUAUCGCAGUCUCACUCCUCGUACGGUGGUACUACCGCCGGCAACCGGCCGACAAUGCCUCUGUGUGCACAUCUAGAAGUGCAAGCUUCGAGGCGCUGCCAAAUGAUGCGGACUUCUACGACACGCUGGGAAACAACGACACACGCCCCUCGGCAGCCACGAUGGUGGGCCGCGAUGUGUCCAAGUCGACGGACGCACUUGCCAAGCAUAUGGAGGCGGAGCCGCUCCCGACGCCAGUCCCAAUUCACGCCGAGAAGGCGCACAGUCGUGCCUCAUCGCGGGACUCGGCGGCACGCGAGGCAGCAUCCAAGUAUCUGGCCGCCGACAUCGAGAAAGACCUGCCUGUGAUCCCGGCACGCGACCCAACGCCACUAGAGCGUGAAAUCCUAGCCUUGUGUGACACACCGACAGCCGACCUAAGGGCCGACCUUCUGAAACUCUUCGAUGCACCCAGUCCGAAGCGCGCGACCCAUAUUGAGGCGCAAGUCCGGCGUAUGCUCGAGGCUCCUCCUGCGGGAGUUCCUAGAAGCCCCAGCCCAGCGCCGAGCUUCCUCGAGAAGAAUGGGUCACGCGAGGAACUCCGCAACGACACGGAUUAG